Messenger RNA from Anopheles coluzzii, 1090 nucleotides. Its product is annotated as retinol-binding protein pinta-like. The record is from RefSeq and is a predicted model, not a curated record. Gene Ontology annotation, molecular function: phosphatidylinositol bisphosphate binding. Gene Ontology annotation, cellular component: membrane. Lineage: Eukaryota; Metazoa; Arthropoda; Insecta; Diptera; Culicidae. The transcript is spliced from 3 exons. The coding region runs from base 70 to 1002 and encodes 310 amino acids.
AACACUUGCUGUCAGUAGUGUACCGUCCGUUCCGUGGUGCAGUGCAGUCCCUCGCUCGACUGUCACGUCAUGGUGAAUCUACGGCCCAUAUCGGCCGCCCUGCACGAAAAGGCUAAGCGCGAGCUGAACGAAAAGCCCGAGCGGAUCGAGGAGGAUCUGGCCGCGCUACGGCAAUGGCUCGCCCGCACGCCCCACAUCCGGGCCCGGAUCGACGACCAGUUCCUGGUGACGUUUCUGCGCGGCUGCAAGUACAGUCUCGAGCGGGCGAAGGAAAAGAUCGACAUGUUCUACAGUGUGCGCACGGCCAUCCCGGAGCUGAUGCGCAACCGUGACCCGGACCGGGGGCGCAUCCGGGAGAUUGUGCGGCUGGGGGUGGGUUUGCCGCUGCCGCUCACCGAUGGGCCGGAUGCGCCGCGCAUCAUGCUGAUCCGGCCCGGGGUGUACGACCCGAAGCAGUACACGAUCGAGGAGGUGAUCAAAGUGAGCACCAUGAUCAACGACAUACUGAUGCUGGAGGACGACAAUAUGGUGAUCGCGGGUCAGGUCGGCAUCCUCGAUCUGGCCAACGUGACCAGUGCCCACUUCCUGCAGUUUACGCCCACGUUCGUGAAAAAGAUGACCAUGAUGAGCCAGGAGGGUUCACCGCUGCGCCAGAAGGGCUUCCAUUACAUCAACACACCGACCGGCUUCGAGACCGUCUUUAACAUGUUCAAAUCGUUCAUGAGCGAAAAGAACCGAUCGAGACUGUACGUCCACGGUAGCAAUCUGGAGAAGCUCUACCAACACAUCCCGAAGCGCCUGCUGCCGAAAGAGUACGGCGGAGAGGGCGAUUCCCUCAAGGACAUUACGGCCAACUGGGAGAAAAAGAUCCUCUCCUACCGGGAGUACUUCCUCGAGGAGGACCAGUACGGCACGGAUGAGCGCAAGCGCGUGGGGAAGGCAAAGACGGCCGACUCGCUGUUCGGCAUGGAGGGUUCCUUCCGCCGGCUGGAGGUGGACUGAGCCCGACUGACUGAGUGAGACUUUGGCCCCUGUUGGCUUUGUACUAUAGAGAAACCAAAUACACAGACAGGCACUUUUUAUUGACAUA